GCUCGGACCAAACCUAAAAUCCCUGGAGAUCAGACGGCCUGUUUCAGAUAUCUACUACUAUAUGUUGCUCUGGAUCGAUUAUCAAGCAGAUGAUUGCUGUUCUUUCAGCAAUGACGAUAGUGUAUUAGGGAUUACUUUGCCGAAAACGAGCUAUGCAAUACAAUAAAUACAGAACAAGGAAGGUGCGAAGAGCAGAUCAAAAAGGUACAGUAUACAGAAAUAGUAAUUGCCCGUGGCCGCUGUCCCUUGAUCUUGGUCGUUGUUUCCUUUCUGGGUCCGUUGUCCUUCUGCACUUCGUUUCUUGUUUCAUAACUAAUCCAAUAUUUGUGUUCCUAAAUUACACGGGGCGAUGAUGAUAAGUGUAGGUCAUAAUGUAGUUGACUGUGAUGUGGGUAAGGCGCACACCGCUGAAAGAAAAGGGAUAUACAUUGCAGCAAUAACAACAUGCAAGCUGGAUCACGUAUGAGUUAAAGAAAAGGAAAGUAAAGAAGGGGGCGACGUUAGGUGGGAGGAAUUAAGGAGGAAGGAAACAUUUGGAGCGAGUGAAGGGCUCAUAGAAAAGAAAAAUAUGUGCACUGAUCAGAAAAUAAAAGAAGAGGUUAUGGAUGCAAAUCAAGACUUGGAAGUCAAAUGGUCUACGGCCUUAUCAAGGUUGUAGUCGAAUUUCUC
Molecule: messenger RNA, 669 nt
Organism: Aspergillus welwitschiae
Lineage: Eukaryota; Fungi; Ascomycota; Eurotiomycetes; Eurotiales; Aspergillaceae
Exons: 3
Coding region: 153-353 (66 amino acids)
Source: RefSeq, a predicted model, not a curated record